Messenger RNA from Schistosoma spindalis, 2880 nucleotides. The record is from the annotation of a GenBank genome assembly. NCBI's taxonomy places the organism in Eukaryota, Metazoa, Platyhelminthes, Trematoda, Strigeidida, Schistosomatidae.
AUGAGAUUACCGACGGCACAAAGAAUAUAUCGGAAUAGUAAUCAAUGCUUCUACUAUGAUUAUUCGAAAUUCGCUCCUGCCAAGGCUGAAUUUUUUAAACGAAAACAAGAUCGACAUGUAUUUUUACAUGUUGACAGUUACAGAAAAGAGAGUUUUCCGACUUUUAGAUUUGUGGAACUUUACCAUGGUAGACUAGGCACUUCUGUUGCUGUUUUCGUUCCACCAAAUCGCAACACUACACAGCCGUUCUCCCAAAUAUCAGAGUCAAACGAAUGUUCCACAUAUAAACGUUAUGUGCUAUUGUUGGGUUUGGCAGCUGGAUUAGUUAGUCUUGGGUCGCUCUGGUUAUACAACUUAUUUGAGUGGUGUUCAGGCUUACAAACUUUUGAAUAUCUGAAAAAGACACACCAGGUGUUCAGUCCAGAUGAAUCAGAAUGUAAAAGACAAUUUUCAACUGGGCAUGACGACGACUUUGAUUUCAAACAAAGGAGUUCCAAUUAUUCAAAAAAGGUGGAAAGUAUAGUAGAUACACAGGUAGAUAUCGACCAGUAUUUCAAUUCGCACUGUAUCCAUUACGAUCGUAAACUUCCUUCGAAGUCUGAAGAAAUAUUUCCUAGAAAAUGUGUCACAAGCACUGACAUUGUUAUCACGAAUAACGCCGAUCAAGGGGUUCGUUCACAAUUUUUAUGGACUAGUGGAUCCAUGAAUUGUCCUCAUUAUGGUUCAGGCUCAUAUAAGAUCUGUACUAUUUGUUGGCUAAAUAUGCCUGACUGCUGGCUUCAUGGCCCAACAUGGAGUUCUCUGAAUUGUCAAUUUAGUUCAAGUCAUUUAUGGAGAAACACUAACCUUUUAGGACUUCUCAUAUGCUUGCAGUUAAUAUACAGAGCAAUUUAUUUAGCUUGUAGUAGUGUAACGAAGCAAUCUAGCUCUACACAAACUAGCCCUUUAUCUACAUCGAAUUCAAUAAACAAUGAGUAUUCUGAGUGUUUACAGCAAUUGUCGAAUACUCCUUUUAAAUUUGAUAGUGAGUCUAUUACAGCUCCUACACCUUCAGUAACAUCCACUGUCAACAUGGCCCCGAUUUCUGACUGUCUGCUCUUAGAGUAUAAUGAGACAGAGUUCAAUCCUACAAAAUCAGGUCAAUUUAAUUACUUGCUUCAAUCAAAAUUAAUGAGUUCAUUCGACAUAAAUUUCAAGAAAACCAUUUUAUGUGAUAAUAAACAAAAUAACAAUUCAAAAUCUCUUUCCAUAUCUAUUGAUAACAUAUUAUUUCCAAGUAUGAAAAAUGAGAUUACUGAUCAAACUUCUAUGAAUAUCAAAUCAUCUGAUAAAGAUUUUAUAGUAGAUCCUAUUACCACUAUAUCUACAGAUCAGUUAUUGUCAAAAGUUAUCGAAAUUCUUAAUCCUAGACAAGUUGAUUGGUUAAAUAGCUCACCAGUUAGAAAAUCACCAUCACGAUCUUUAAUUCAUCGUGUACAUAGUGAUGCUGUGUUAGAUAGAAAAAUAAGUAAAUCUUGUAAAUAUUUGGUGAAGGAAGAUGAUUAUACUACUCGAACUACUACUAAUCCACCUGUAUAUCAUCGUUCACGUUUUCAUUCCAGUUCAAAUUCAUCUGCUUCUUUGUCAUGUUUAAAUAUUGACGAUAAUGAAGGUUUUGAGUACGAUGAUAUUAUUUCUAUCUAUACAACUAAAGAUGAAGUAAUGAGAAACAUUAACAAAAAUCAAAUGACUAUAAAACAUAAUCAUGGUGAUAACAAUGAUGAAGAUGAUGGUGAUGAUGAUCUCAUUGAUGAGGACAAUGAAGAUAUGGACGACAAUAUUCUUCGACAACUCGACACAUUGUCUUCUCUUCUUAACACUAAGUCUGAUAAUUAUUUUCAAGGUCAAUCAAGUGAAAUUUCAUCAGACUUAAACAAAAGUACAUAUAUUACAAAUGCACCUGAUGACGUAUUAAUAUCAUUCUCAUCACCGUCAUCAUCACCAGGAAUUAAUAAAAAUCCUAAUAACUUAUUACCUAGGAGUAACUCUGAUGCAAUAAAAUUCACUGAUCUUACACAAAAAACUGUUGUGCUCACAGAUGAAUUAAACAAACUAGGUGUUACACUUGAUCGUUUAUUGUAUAAACUACAAGCUAAUCAAAUUCAGUUGGAUCAAGCGGAAGAUAAUUUAGAUUAUAUGUGGUAUUUAAGAGAUAAUUUAGAUGAUAAUUUUUCAUCAAACACAUCUGAUUGUUGUUCUGAGUUUGGCUUAAGUGAUGUUGAAGCAGAAGCUUUACUAAAUGAUGAUGGUGAUGUUGAUUUAGAUGACAAUGGCAGUGAUGAUAAUGAAUAUAAAGGGACAGAUGAUGAUUAUUGGUCAUCACAUGGUAGAAUGACACAAUCAUCUACUCAUCCAAAUGAUUACUAUCCUAUCCGUGGUGUUUCUGGUUAUUUGUUCAGUUCACAUGGAACACUUGAUAGUUCUCAUUAUUCUAAUUUAAAAAUACCAAGUGAAAUUUGUGAUCCUCAUUCAUCAAAUUUGGAUUCAGGGUUAGAACAAUCAGUUAUGACAUGUUCUGAAUCAUAUGCGCAAAUGUUUUCACCAAUGCCAGAAAAACAUUUAGAAAAUUCUCUUGGUCACCACUUUCUAUACAAUAGAUAUUUAUCAAAUUCUCAAGUUUUUAAAAAUUACUCACAUUCACUUUCAAGGUAUUCACGUUUCAAAAAACGAUGUAGUUAUAGUCAAAGGAAACGAAUGUGUAAUAGUGAGAAUAAUCGUUUUUCUACAAAUGUUCUUCCUGAUUCUGAUGGUUUUCUACAUCCAGAUCUUACGUUUGAAAAUGAUGGUCCAUUGAAAUGGUCUGAAUCAAUGAAAGUGAAUUCAUUUUACAAGGAAUCAUAG